Messenger RNA from Spodoptera frugiperda (fall armyworm), 5456 nucleotides. RefSeq names its product PH and SEC7 domain-containing protein (gene Efa6). The transcript has 20 exons. The coding region runs from base 431 to 3445 and encodes 1004 amino acids. The record is from RefSeq and is a predicted model, not a curated record. Gene Ontology annotation, biological process: regulation of ARF protein signal transduction. Gene Ontology annotation, molecular function: phospholipid binding; protein binding; guanyl-nucleotide exchange factor activity. NCBI's taxonomy places the organism in Eukaryota, Metazoa, Arthropoda, Insecta, Lepidoptera, Noctuidae.
CCAGCCUAUAUUUUACUUACUCUUUCUGUGAUUUCUUCACUUUAUCAUAGUUAUUUUUAUGUUAAAAAAUAUUUGUAAGUCUUACCAGUCAAACCAGUCUGCCACUGAGAAUUAUUAAUAUACAUAAUAAUCAUACGUUUCAAAUAAAGAUACACUAUUCACCUAGCGAGUAAGGCAAAAAGCCUAGGUAGCGGAAUUCAGUGAAGAAGGAGAGAAUGUAACCUCAACAAAUCAAACUUCAAAAUAAUUACGAAUCUGUACCUGUCUUCGCUUUGGUUGGGUGCGCUUCUUUUUAUCGUGUGUUGUAAUUUAUGAAUAUUUUUCGUUAAAUAGAAUAAUAUCCAUUUUAAAUAGUCCCUCAUGUAGUUUUUUUAAGUGCUACUUGUGAAAUCCUUCGGUGGAUACUAAUCAAUGCUGCUGUACACUGAAUAUGGCUGACGAAAGACUAGUGGUUCUGAAUCGUAGUGACAAUUUGGGAUUCGGAUUCUCUUUGCUUGGCGAAGCCGGUUUGCCACAUAUUAUAUACGAGAUCGAAGAAAAUUCCCCUGCGGCUCGGAGUGGUGAAGUCGAGGCGGGAGACGUUUUGCUCAAGGUUAAUGGGACUGAUGUAAACCGGUUCACUACCCGAGAAGUUCUAAAAUGCUUGCGACUAUCGUCGGAUCCCGUCACUUUAAGACUGAGAAAGGGGAGCUUGUUGGAUGUGCGUGAGAUAACAGCUGAUAGUCCGAUGUGUGCAGACCCACAGAUCAAAGCGAGUGUGAGGCGAUACCUGGCCGCGGCGGCCGAGCGUCGCUCUAGCGGCGCGGGCGCACGCACCAAUCACGACAGCAGAUCGGCUUCUCCGCCGUCGAGCAACUCGAACAGCAACUCAUCUAGCAACUCGUCGAGCAACGGGUCGGGCGUGCAGUCGGGGGACAGUUGUGAGGCGCUGGUGGGGGUGGAGGACAAGAGGAGGGGGCGAGCGACGCCCAAGUUCGAGGCCUACAUGAUGACUGGGGACCUCAUGCUCAACCUGUCGCGAGUAGAGCACCCGCACCACAACCACCACGCGCCCACGCAUCGGACACACUACCAUAGGUACAAUUCAACGCCAGCGUCGCCCAGUGAGAACCGAAUGUGUGGACGCGUGGAGCUGGCGCAGCGACACAACUCCUCGCCCGACACCGGCCUCGUCGGAGACCAUGCUAGUAAAAUGUUCAUAUCCCAGCCGGCGUCCCCGGCGGGCGGCGCGGGGUUGUCGGGCGGCGCGGGCGCGGCCAGCGACGGCUGUGCGCGCGCGCACCACGCCGUGCGCACCUCGCGCUCCGAGGACCAUCUGCAGAGUCGAGUAUGUAAUGGUAAGUUCCAGAAGGAGUCUUCACUGAGUGCAGUCGCCGUGGAGAUGGAAGAGGACGUGACGUCAUCACUCAAUACUCUACUGGACGCACGACCUGACUCCGCCACCCCGGGCCCGCGGUCCGACUCCGAUCCUGAGCGGGACAGGAUCGUGUGGACGUACAACGCGCCGGUGUCGAGCGCCGCGGAGCGCGCCGCCUGCAACGGCUCGGGCCGCUCGGGCGCCACCUCCAACUCCACCUCCAUAUCCGACGGCAUGUCGCAACGGUCGUCGUCGCCCGCGUCGCCGACGUCGGCGUCGUCGUCCGUGAUGUCGUCCCGCGCCACGCCCCCCCACCGACACCUCGUCACGCACCACCACCAUCGACCCCUCAAUGGGGACAUGAGUCUAUCAGAAGCGGUGUCGAACAUAUCGAGCCCGGACUACCAGGACCAGGACGACAUGUUCGAGACGGGGCGCGAGUGUCCGCGGAUGGAACUGUCCGACCCGUCCGACUCCGACUCCACGAUACUAGUCUCCGAACCUUGCCACAAACGAGCCAAAUCCAACUCCUCCUACUCCAACGAACACGGCAGCGACGUCACCCUCAACGGAGACCACAACAACGACUACAGAAUAGUGAUACAAGUCAAAGGCCCCGACAAACAGAACGCGAACGUCACAGAAAAUGUAAAUAACAAUAAUAAUAGUAAUUACACGCAGAAUGGUAAAGAAAACGGACAUAACUCGCCGGAGAACCAGGGAUAUCAGGAGCUGUGUAGCGGGUCCGACGGUGGGUCGGACGAGGGCUCGGACGGGGACUCGCUGCACUCGUUCCACUACAGCCCCAAGGCCGUCGACAUACCUUCCGCCGAACGACUCGCCAAGCGACUCUACCACCUCGACGGAUUCAAGAAGUCGGAUGUUUCGAGGCAUUUAAGUAAAAACAACGAGUUCUCCCGCGCGGUGGCGGAGGAGUACGUGCGCCACUUCGAGUUGUCUGGCGCGACGCUGGACGCGGCGCUGCGCACGUUCCUGGCGCGGUUCGCGCUCUCCGGCGAGACGCAGGAGCGGGAGCGGGUCCUCGUGCACUUCUCGCGGAGGUACCUCGAGUGCAACCCCGGCUCCUUCAACUCGCAAGACGCGGUGCACACGCUGACGUGCGCCAUAAUGCUCCUGAACACGGACCUGCACGGCUGCGGCGGCGGAGGAACGUUCCGCCGCAUGUCGUGCGCGGAGUUCAUAGACAACCUCGCGGACCUCAACGACGGAGACAACUUCCCGAGGGAAACACUCAAACAACUCUACCACGCCAUCCGGACGCAGCCACUGCAGUGGGCACUCGACGCGGAAGCCCAGCCGGCGGGUGGCGCGGGCGGCGAGGUCCGCAGUGGCGGCGCGGGGGCCAACCCGUUCCUGGACGUGCCCGACCAGAGCCGCGCCAUCGAGUACAAGAAGGGAUACGUCAUGCGCAAGUGCUGCGUCGACGCUAACGGGAAGAAAACUCCGUUUGGCCGUCGAGGUUGGAAAAUGUUCUACUGUACGCUGCGAGACUUGGUGCUAUAUCUUCAUAAAGACGAACACGGGUUCCGACGCAGUCAGAUGUCCGAUAACUUACACAAUGCUAUCAGAAUACAUCACGCACUGGCGACGAAAGCGACCGACUACACGAAAAAGCAGCACGUAUUUCGAUUGCAGACUGCUGACCAGGCCGAAUACUUAUUUCAAACGAGCGAUUCGAAGGAGUUAUGUUCGUGGGUGGAAACGAUCAACUUCGUGUGCGCCGCGUACUCGGCCGCGCCACUGGCCGGCGCCGUCGGCUCACAGCGCAAGUUCCAGCGCCCUCUACUGCCCUGUACACACACCAAGCUCUCCAUGCGCGAGCAGUUGGCGGAGCACGAGGAGCGCGCGGCGCGGCUCGAGGAGGAACUGGCCGCGCUGCGACACGCGCGGGACCACGCGCACUCCACGCACGCGCCGCACGCGCGCCUCAAGGAACACUACCUCGUGCACGAGAUAAAGAGGUACCGCACGUACGCGUACGUGAUGCGCGCGCGCGGCGGCGGCGCGGGCGCGGACGAGGCGGCGCCGGCCGUCCCCGAGCGGGCGGAGCGCGCGGCGCCGGCCUGACGCGGCCUGCAGGCGCUGCAGGCGCUGGCCGCCGCCGUGCUGUGACCGCUGUGUGGCGCGGCGCCGCACAACUAGUCUGUGUCGCGGCGCCGCGCGACUAGUUCCGUGUGUGGGCGCCGCGACCGGUCCCGUGUCCCGGCGCCGCACGACUAGUUCCGUGUCCCGUCUUCCCGCCGAGUGUCAUCGCCUACUGCGGGCCGUGCCACUACUGCGCCUCCACUCCGUAGUUACUGUGCAGUGAACUGACUUAUGUUUGAAGUGGUCCCUCCGACCGGUCCGACUCGAUGCGACUUCUACCGUAAUGAUUCCGCUGGACGUCUACAUGACGAAAUCGCAAGCGGUCGAGUGCGGCCGGUCGUUUCUUAGAAACGUUUUAUAAAAUGUCAUCAUACGAUUUGCUGAAGUUCCGUUGUAACGUACGUGUCAGCGAUGAGGCUGAGCGGUUAUACGCUUUAAUUAUUCUCUUUUAAUAUCACAAAUAUUGGCUUAUUUAAGGUACUGUAAGUAAAAUCAUUUAUCAUUCCAUGUAAUCUGUAUCACUGUUCAUUAGAGUACAGAUUUAAGAAAGUGAUAAAGUGGCUAGGUGUAGCUGUUGACUCAUUCUUAUUCCGCAUGAUAUUCACUCGGUAUUUUAUUUGACAACGGCUGAAUUUAUUACAAUAUUGUAAAUAGUUUUUAAAAUAUUGAGACUGAUACAUGAAGUUAUUUAUUUCGUUCGUAAAUUAACCAGUGUCAAAUCUUAGGCAUCGAUAGUGUAUCAUUACACCCCUAGGAUCUCAGAUGUAAUUUUAUUAUAGCUGUAAAAUGAAAUGUAUGUGACUGAAUUGUAUGAAAUCUCGUGUUGAUCAAUCAUUUGUACUUGGGGAAAUCACGUAUUAUUGUAAUACAAGCUUUAUUUAAUUUUUUAACAGUCUAAUUACAUUAGGCGAAUAAUUAAUUAUUAGUAGGAUAUUAAAAUCUGAAUUAUGUAAUCUAUUGAUGAUAAGUGUUGCAGCUUAAUGAUAAUAAAGCAUUUGUUUAGUGCUUCAUGCCAUUUUAAGACCCUCCCCUAAACCAUGUAACAAAUGCUCACAAUUUCGAUUAUUUAUUGCUAUUGAGUAACAAGGACAGCUAGUGUAUGUAUUAUUCUUUAGUCCAUUAGCUGUGCACCCUAGACGUCAUCCGAAUUAUGCUUAUUUAUUUUUAUUGUCUGCAUAUACUUGAUUCUAGAGGAGAAAGCACUCUUCCUUGAAAUUGCUUUAGAUGUAAAUCCAAUCGUUGUAAAUAAAACAAUAUUUUUUAUGAUUUGUUUACAUGUUACUUUUAUUUUUUAUAUGUUUACUUAAAUGUAUAGCUUGGCGAGUUUUGUUUUACUUUAUUAAUAUUAAUUAAAUGUUUGCUACGUGUUUGUGACAUUUAACAGCCUAUUCGUGAUAUUUUUAUUCCUCUCAUAAUAUUGUCUCGCUAAACUAUCUUUAAGAACGAAAAUGAUCCACAUGUAAUGGGAUUUGUAUGUCUGUUAUGGAUAAAUCAUUUGCUAAUUUUGCUCAAUCUCGAAAUAUAGAUCUUCUGGCUGAUUUUACAGAUACAUAAAUAUAAUUUGAAAUGAUUAUUCAGAUUUCUUCAUAUCCAAAAUUAGUCAUCUUGCAAGUAUUAUAAAUUAAUCUCUAUGGGUAAGUAUGGAAUUAAAAUGUUGGCUGUGUCGGAGAAUUUAGAAUAACAACUUGAUUUCUGUAAGUAGUUAUUGGAGUUAAAUAUCUUAGCUGGUGCAACUUAGGAUGUUGUCAACCAAGCUUUUAUCAUACAGGAUUAGUAGAGAUGUAAUGACCAGUCUAUACAGCAUUUAUUGCCUGUGCAAAAUGUAAAUAAAUGGUGUGAAACCUGGGAGCCUGAUAAAAUAUUGAUCAACUCUAAAGUACAUAAUAAAUGUCUAAGUAUUUGAAACUAUUGUGUAAUAAAAUAGCAUUAGUUUUUUUUUCUUUUAUACCAAUCAUAACCCCUCUUAAGAGCUGAAAUAAAUAUCACAAAGGAG